UCACCUGACUAAAACAAAUUCAUGUUGCAUUCUCCUAUGUGCUACCCGUAAAUACUUGGGCAGGUUGCCGACAUUUAUUUAAAAAAAACGUUCAAAGAAGUCUUUUUGACUGCCAGAUGCGAUGCAUAUUAUAACCCCUGGAGAAGAUUUGUGGCUAACGCAGCUAAAUUAAUGCUCUUCUGUUGUCUCUUCUGGAUUGUGACUAUUUGCAGAAUACAGGGAUAAAAAUGCCUCAGUCAGCCGGCAUCAUCAGUGGGAUCCAGAGGAUGAUUCUGUAUGAAACCAGAGCCAGGUAUUUUUUAGUGGGGACCAAUCAGGCACAGACCAAACACCGAGUCCUAAAGAUUGACCGCACAGAACCCAAAGACCUGGUCAUAAGUGACGAUAAGCAUGUGUACAACCAGCAAGAGGUUCGGGAGUUGCUGGGCCGCCUGGACUUGGGCAACCGCACCAAAAUUGGCCAAAAGGGUUCCUCGGGUCUGUCCAGGGCUGUCUCAGCCUUUGGCAUUGUGGGGUUUGUACGUUUCCUCGAGGGGUACUACAUUGUGUUGAUCACCAAGCGUAGAAAGAUGGCUGACAUCGGUGGCCACUCCAUCUACAAAAUUGAAGACACCAGCAUGAUCUACAUCCCCAAUGACUCGGUCAGAGUUACACACCCUGAUGAAGCAAGAUAUGUGCGAAUCUUUCAGAACGUGGACCUAUCCAGCAACUUCUACUUUAGCUACAGCUAUGACCUGAGCCAUUCGCUGCAGUACAACCUGACUUUGCUGCAGAGGCCUUAUGAACUGUGGUCAUCACCAGAUUCCUCAGCUGAGGAAGAGGUACACACACAGAGCAAACAGGACAGCUUCGACAUCUUUGAAGAUGAGGGUUUGCCUAUGCAAGUGGUUUACGGCCUCCAGAACGAGCCGUACUACAAGUACGUGUGGAAUGGGAAGCUGCUAGACCGAGUCAAGGACAUAGUGCAUCAUGACUGGCUCAUGUAUAUAAUCCACGGCUUUUGUGGCCAGUCCAAGCUUCUGAUCUACGGCCGACCGGUUCACAUCACCCUCAUUGCCAGGCGCUCCAGCAAAUUUGCCGGGACCCGCUUCCUCAAAAGAGGAGCCAACUGCGAGGGGGAUGUGGCUAAUGAGGUUGAGACCGAGCAGAUCGUCCAUGACGCCUCAGUUAUGUCUUUCACAGCAGGAAGUUACUCUUCAUACGUCCAGGUGCGAGGUUCAGUCCCGCUCUACUGGUCCCAGGACAUUUCCACCAUGAUGCCAAAACCCCCGAUACGAUUGGACCAAGCUGACCCAUACGCCCAUGUAGCUGCUCUCCAUUUUGACCAGAUGCUACAGCGGUUUGGCUCUCCUAUCAUCAUCCUCAACCUGGUCAAGAAACGAGAAAAAAGGAAACAUGAGAAGAUUCUGAGUGAAGAGCUCUACCCAGCUGUGAUCAACCUGAAUCAGUUCCUCCCUCCAGACAACUGCAUUGACUACAUCGCCUGGGACAUGGCCCGCUACACUAAGAGUAAGUUGUGCAACGUUCUGGACCGUCUGAGUAUGAUAGCAGAGAACGUGGUUAAGCGAACAGGUUUCUUCAUUAAUCGCUCCGACUUCUACUGUCAUACCAUCAGACCAGAUGACAGGUGGGGAGAUUUAGGUGGACACAUCACAGCCAGUGGACGGGUGCAGACUGGUGUGUUGCGGACCAACUGUGUGGACUGUCUGGAUCGGACCAACACCGCCCAGUUCAUGGUGGGGAAGUGUGCGCUUGCCUAUCAGCUUUAUGCACUGGGCAUGAUUGACAAGCCCAAACUCCAGUUUGAUACUGACUGUGUGAGGUUGUUUGAGGAGCUGUAUGAGGACCAUGGAGACACUUUGUCGCUGCAGUACGGCGGGUCCCAGCUGGUCCACAGGGUCAAAACCUAUCGCAAGAUCGCUCCCUGGACACAACACUCCAAAGACAUCAUGCAGACACUGUCGCGCUACUACAGCAAUGCUUUCUCAGAUGCUGAUAGACAGGAUGCCAUCAACCUGUUUCUCCAAGUCUACCAACCAUCAGAGUCCAAGCCGCACCUGUGGGAGCUGCCCACUGACUUCUACCUGCACCAGAGGAACUCCAUGGCCCUCCCCCAAAACCGACGCAGCUACACACUGUGGUGGUCAGAAGGAAUCUUGUCCUACCUGCCUGUGGCCUAUGAUGAAGUCUCCUGUGAGGACACCAUGAAGAAGGUCAAAGUGAAGAGAGUGAAUCGCUUUGAUGAGAGUAUUGACAUCUACACAGAAUUCUUCAAACCUUAUGAACUUACCUCCUUUGAUGACACAUUUUGUAUCGCCAUGACCAACUCUGCAAGAGAAUUCAUGCCCAAGACAGUAGGAGGGGAUCCAAGCCCAUUCACAGUUCGCAAGCCAGAGGAAACGGGAAAAUCAGUGCUAGGCAACAAGAGCAGUAAGGAAGAGACGCUGCUACAGAGGAAGACUGCCGCCAGCGCACCUCCUCCCCCGAGCGAGGAGGCCAUCACCAGCACGUCAGAGGACGACUCGGAGGAGGACCGCGACGACGACGGAUCCGUGUCCCAGCGCUCCACCCCGAUCAAACUGCUGACAGAGUCUGGCGAGAGCACUCGCACACAGGAGGAGAUCCAGCAGCAGUCAGUUAAGGAGCCCUAUGGACUGAAUCUGGCUGAGUUUCCUGCUGAGAAAGAUCUACUCAUAUAUAAAAGGUUUGCACAUCUGGGCAUGAACCAGCACAGGGUGGAAAGAACUGAACACAUAAACCUGGCAAACAUCAUCUGCUUAGAGCCAGUGUCCCGCUUCCCGGAGGACAGCAUCUAUGCCGUUUCUCUUCCACAGGUCGACAGAGACAGCCAUGAUGAGUUUGAGAGCCAUGUGAUGACCGGUCAGGGCCAGGUGAGGGAACUGUGCAGGGAGGACAUGUUGAUGUACAGGGAGUACGUCAGGAACAGAUACAUGUAAGACACGGACAAACAGGAACUGGAUCUAUGUUACCAAUAUGCAAAUACAUAUGAUCAGAUCCAAUUCAGGACAAACUCCCAUCUUCAAGACUUGACAUGACUUUAAGAUUUUUGUUUGUAGCUACAGGACAGAGCAAGAGAUGUUUUCUUGCAUUUCUAAAUCCAUUUAGCUUCAUCUACCCACCUCUUGGAUUGUUUUAUUUUUUCCUGCUGGGAGUAGACUGUCCAUAAUGAAGAUAAUGGUGCAUGAACAAACCAUAUGUCCUGUAUUUGGACUGAACUUCAUUGGUGUUUUCUUUUUAAUCAAAGUCAUUUGUGGGUUUUAAUAGCUUCAAAUAUUAUCCAGUUAUGUCAGUUUUUUAUUAAUUCAGUGCCUUAACAGGCUACCUAUAUGGUGCUUUUUAUUUGUUCUUUGUUUAUUUUCCAUUGAUUCAAUUUUAAUUGCAACUCUUUUAAGAAAGUUUACUUAACUAUAUGUACAUUCCAAACAUGUAAAAUUAUGUAAAUUGUUUUGACUCUUAAUUAUUUUGAAUCUUUAAUGUUGGUACCAUUAAUAUGAUAACCGAUUACUAAAGAUGACAAUGACAGAUUCUUUAAGUUCCACCUCAGAUGUGCUUUAAGUUUUGAUUUUCUUUUUUAUUCCUUCUGUUAAACUAGUUUCAUUUGAGCCUUUAAAAUCUGUUUAAAAAAGCCAUGACAGAGAUAUACGUUGUUGUUUUUUAUUUCAUUGCUCAAAAACUAUUUCAAACAAUGGUCUUACAUAAUGUAAGGCAUAUAUGUACUGUAAAUGUAUAUCCAGGUAGUUUGACCUUUUUUUCUUUUCUUUUAAGGUCAGUCGCUUUUUGUCAUCAUAUUUUGAACAUUGCAUUAUGCCAUUAGAUUAAACCUGAAUUUUGUGUCUGCAGACAUCCCCGAUACCUUGACCUUGUGGGUUUUAUCAAUUCUUAGUUUACAAAACUGCACUCUAAUUUUGUUUUAUUUAAAUGCAUUUCUUUUUUGUCAGCUUGUUGUGUACAGUAGUUCUAAAUUAAACAUUUAUUUUUUAUCAUGAAAUGACAGAUUUGAUUGCUGUUGCCUGGAAGCAGUUUUCUACACUGUAAUUUAUUUCUUCUUUGCUCCUCUCUUCUGUGCUCUGUUGUUCUCCACUGUUUUGAAUAUUCUCCACUGUUUUGAAUAUUGUUUCUUUCAUGCGGCCUCUGUCUGUAAUCUCUCCCACUCUACUCUGCUGUCUUUCUCCCAUUAUGCACCCUAUUCACUGUUGUUCUGUCUAUCACACUUUCUCUUUUCUCUCGCCUCUCACUCAUGUUUGUAGUACUCAGCUUUCAACCACAGGUGUCAGAAAAUGUGAAAUGUGAUGAAGACUGCCUUUUUCCUGUAAUGUACAUACACGUUCAGUCAGUGUACUGAUUGACCACUGGUCUCUGCAUCUGUGCCUCGUGAGCUUGAGGAUGGGGAGGGGGCAGAGGAGUGGUGCUUCAGCAUGUGAUGUGUUGGAGAACAGCAGGGGAAUUAAAGAAAAAUAACUGCUCCACUGUAAGUAAAACCAAAUUAACUCAAGAGAGGAUGGAGAGGAAGGAAUGUGUUUCGUCCGUCUUCCAUAUUUUAAAAUCCUGUUUAGUGCCAAUUGUUAAGUGCUUGGAGAUGUUAAGAGUACACUACAGAUAUCCAGAAUACAAUCCAGUAAUAACACAUCUCACCUAAAGUGAAGAGAGCCUCUCACAUCUCAAUGUGCUCCAGUCCCCAUUUUUUUCCCUUGGAAGCCUCUCAGCUGACGACAUUUCUACAUUGUUGGUUGUUAGCUUGAAUAAGCCCACUAGAGCGGAAUAUGGAUCAAGUCAAGCUGCUUUGCUUUUGAUCUUACCCAGCAUGCUUUCAUCGGUUUCUUUUGAUUCCUGAUAAUGUCUCAUUUUUGUUUGCUAAAAAAAAUUAAGUAGUGUAAAUAGUGGUAAAUAAUGUAAGUAAGUAUUCUAGCAUACCAUUGUGGACAAAAACCUUAUAUCUCCAGCUGUCAUGCUGUGACUUCAGUUUCACGUGCUCCACAGUGAGUUGAGAAGCUUCUACAUUGUUUUCUAACAAUAAAUUAAACUCAUCAGCAAUCUAUAGGUCUCAUUCAAGGCUAGUUUUCUCGAGUCACAAGAUUUUCACAUCACAAGAGCAAUAAACUAGUCUCUGACGUAUGGUCCAUGGUAUGGUCUGAGUACCCUCAGGGGAACAGAUCAGUAGUUUAAAGUUUGCAGUUUUUCUAGUUCCUGAAAGUUAACACAAUGCAUGCAGCGUAUAUAAGGAUGACAGUGUUUUCAUUUAUCUCCACCAUAUUGGUGUCCCAUCACCCUCACAUUAUACAGGUUUAUAACUCGCCACCAAAGCAUGUCUAAUAAUACAAUUCUGCUCAGAUAUGGUUCCAAAGGGGAGAAAAAAAAAACUUUAUUUACAAAAAUAGUCUAAUGCCAUUUUUUGGUUGUUUUUUUUUUUUUUUUUGCCAAUGAAACUGGCUGCAUUGGGGUCAUUUUUUUAACAAAUAAGGUUCACAAAGCUGUUGCUGUGAUUUUAGAAAUAGAGUCCACAUUCCCCCAGCGCAAUCCCAAACGCAUUAGAAAUGUUUGACUGGACAUCAAAAACCUUUUUUUCUUUACCUUAUCUUUAUUAAUUUAACUUUCUUAAUCUUUUUAUUGUUACGAAGGAUUUUCCCUAAUAACAAUAAAAAAAAUGUUAAUGUUUCUUAAUCUUUGGGUCCUGACCCGUUAUGGGUGGGUUCUGACAUAAUAUCCUAACACGUAUAUAUCUGUAAUUAUUUCAGUUAGUAAUAUUUGUUCAAAAAUGUAAACAAUGGUUUGUUACAUUUUGUGAUAUCAGAUGAUUUACUUUGAUACUGGUAUGCGUAUUUUCAUGAAUGUGUCUGCCUCUAUUGAUUGUAGUCCAAUAUAGAUAUUAUGGUUAUAACGGAUUCAUGAGCUGUCAUGAGUAAAAUUUUGGGCCCCAAGAUAAACAUUUUUAGAACCCCUGUUUUAACUGUUAUAGUUAUAAUUAUAUUUUCUGUAAAUUUUUUCUCCCUACAUGAAGGUCUAAAUGCUGUUUGAAGAAGUAUCCACUCUGCCUGGAUUAUAAAAAUUACUAAAUACCUUUAUUUUAUUUUGAUUUAACUUCUUUUUUCCCCUAAAACUGUCACAUUUAAAGGUACUGACUCUAGAAUCGGCCUUAAAAACUCAAUCUGUGUAACAUGCAACUAUAAUUGUUCAACAUAAACCCCUCCAACAGGUUGUUAAAAUCUCCAAAUUCCCCCAAACUGUACAGUAAUGCAGUGUUCUUAAUGGUAGCUGCUUGGAGACAUAAACCAAAAACAAAAUCACUUUAAUACAAUUGUAGCUAUGAUUUUUAAGCUCUAUACCCUGUGUAAUAUCCAUAGUGGCUAAGAAUCAAUAAAUCAGCAAGUUUUUAGCAGAUGUAAUUAUCAUAAAAUCGAGGUCAUGGUGGCAUCUGCAGUGAGGCAGGUACAGUACAGUGGGCCAGACACAUUUAUCAGAUAAUGGGAAUUCUUUUUGUGACUCCUUUUGUGAGCAAUCCACUUAUUUUGUUUUCCUGGCGCAAUAGUGUGUGUAAAGUGUGUAAGUGUCCCUAGGUGAAGACAGUUGUAAGAAGUAUAUGUUUGGGGGUAAAUUGAGGUGUUACGUCUUUACAGUAAAUGUGUCCCUGCGAUGUGUCCGUUCAGCUGUCACAGACACAUUUCCUCUCCAUUUUCUACCAACGCCUUCCCUCCUACCUCCACUUGUCUCCUACCACCCAAUGUUUUAUUAUUUUUCUACUUAACCUCCUCUAAAAUCUUAAAAUAUCUCCUAUAAUUAACUAUCUUCCAUAAUUAGAAUUUUCUUUGUCUCUGGUGCUUCUUGCCUUUUCUCUGUCUAAUUAGAGACAUGCUCAGUUUGUCCUGAGUAAAUAUCUCCAUAAGGGUAUUAAGGUAAAGGGUAUGUUUGGGUUGUAUUCUCAUUUUCAAGAGCAUGUGUGCACUCUUGAAAAUUAGUGCACUGCUGUCUGUGUUUGCAGGCAGGGGGGCUGUAGGCAGUAGGGUUUGUCUCCUUAAAGGGGCUGUUUUGAAGGGAAAAGAGGUCUUUUAUAUAAGGCCCUGUUUUUCUCAUGUUUUUAUGUUCCUAAUGGCAGGUGUCUCAUUACACUGAAACCUCUCAGCACACAUGGGUAUGGAUGAAUAAAUGCAUCUGGUCACUGAUA
Molecule: messenger RNA, 7177 nt
Organism: Siniperca chuatsi (mandarin fish)
Lineage: Eukaryota; Metazoa; Chordata; Actinopteri; Centrarchiformes; Sinipercidae
Gene: fig4a
Product: FIG4 phosphoinositide 5-phosphatase a
Exons: 24
Coding region: 228-2957 (909 amino acids)
Biological process (GO): phosphatidylinositol dephosphorylation
Cellular component (GO): intracellular membrane-bounded organelle
Molecular function (GO): phosphatidylinositol-3,5-bisphosphate 5-phosphatase activity
Source: RefSeq, a predicted model, not a curated record